Macrosteles quadrilineatus (aster leafhopper) is the source of this 3700-nucleotide messenger RNA. RefSeq lists its product as uncharacterized. Gene Ontology annotation, cellular component: nucleus. The transcript is spliced from 4 exons. Gene Ontology annotation, molecular function: transcription regulator activity. Lineage: Eukaryota; Metazoa; Arthropoda; Insecta; Hemiptera; Cicadellidae. The record is from RefSeq and is a predicted model, not a curated record. Bases 98 to 946 code for a protein of 282 amino acids.
ACCAAUACGACGUUGCGUCAACGACAACCUCCACCAUGAACUUGCCAACCACCAACCAAGCUUGCAUAGAGGAGGGCCAGGCCUACUGGACGACGAGAUGAGGUCCGGGCUGCCACUCGUCAACCACAACAACAACUCCCUUCCCGCCAAACAACAACACGAGGAUGACGACGACAUGUUCGACGCCCCUCGCACCUACCCCACAAGCUUCUGUGGUCGGCCGGCGCGCCCAACCAUGAUCAGCGCCAAGUACCGACAAAAAGAGGAGCGAAGAAAAGUACUCAAGAUUUCCAUCAACAAGCUGAAGAAGAUCGAGGACCCCGAGAGUUCGCUCAGACGGUCGGUCUUGAUUAACAACACGAUGAGGAAACUGCAACGCGAGUCUCGAGAAGAGAAGAUGGUGAAGCAGCAGAGUUUCCGGUAUAGCUACUCGUCGGACCUGUUCAAGGAAGACGAGAACACGGUGGACCCACUGGCAAGUGCUACCACUACGACAACUCGUACCUCCCAGUCUGACCAACUGGUGGACAUCACCAACCUACCUGAGCCUCACAAGCCUCCCCACGCCAAGCCUUCGGAGGACCCCCUGGGCUGUGAGGAGUCCAUGGACCUCAUGGACAGCUUAGUGGCUCCUGAGGAAGAAACACCUGCCAGUCGCUGCGCCGCCGGCAGAAAAAGAUCGUUCGACGAUGUGGAAGACUGUGAUGUUCAAGACGUCCUCUCCCAGUUCUACCUGCCUCCGACACCCCGUAUGGUCACGUCGCUUGACGAAGAUGAAGACGAAGACGUUAACGUAGUCGACCUAGACACGCCCUCGGACAAGAGGCCGCGGCUGGAGGCGGAUAGGUUACGAGAUACGCCAAGUUACUCCUGCGGUCACUCGUCCAUCUUCAACGAGCUCCAGUCUGUCGUCUACCACAGUCUGAUCGCGUCGCUGGAGACGUAGCAGUCGGUCUGGCCCUUGUAAACCUCGUACUUAGACUCGGCAGUCUUUCAGUGAGGUCCACAGCGUAGUUUUAAGUAUUCCAGUGGCCUAUACGAUUUGUUUCUUUUGGAAUUUAACUAAUUUUGGGAAAAGAUCUAAAUUUUGUUUUUGUUUUUUGUUGUUUUUUUGCUUUUCUAGAUUUGUUUUUGUUUCACUAAUUUUGGAAGACUUCAAAAUUUGUAUUUUCAGAUGUCUUUAUCAGCAUAAAAAUCCCAUACAAGACUUUUUUAGUUCCCACCAAAUAAAUUUACAAACUUAUAGUACAGAACCUUAAUCAAUUUUUGUCAUUUGUUGAAAGAAAGUCGAUAAAAUCACAUCAUAAAGUAAUGUUGUAUCUUUAAUUCGUCUUUAUUCUAAUUUAAAAUGUUGAAUUAUGUUAAGAAAAACUAAUAAAUUAAAAAUUAUGAAUAAUUUUAAUAGGACUAAAUCUAAUAGAUAUGGGUGAUGAAGACUCUAACCAAAUUGACCAUUGAUGAGACUUUCAAAUUUAAGUGUUUUGCAGUAAAAAAGUAUGAAUUUUCAAAUAAAUUUGUUUUACUAAGUUGAUCACCGAGUCGAUUUUAACAAUACGACGAUGAACUAGAGAUUUCUAGUGUAAUAUUCAGUAUUACCUUUCAGUAUUACCAUCUGUGGUUGUAAUGAUCAACUCUUGAUAUGGCCAAUACAUAUUUAUAUUUCGGAAAUAUAAUAUAAAAUGUUUUAUUUUGUUACGUCCGUGAACCUCAUUUGAAAGAUUGCCUUUCUUUAUAGACUUUUGUUCAAUUACAGCUCAAAGGUGCAUCUUGCCCAUUUUUAUAUGUUUUCCUAAACCGAAAACCUGUUUUGUGUGAAACAGAUUGUAAUUUGUUUUUAUACGAUACUUAAAUUAUAUUUUCCCCAAGCCUUAUCCUAGGGAACACCAUUUCUACAAAAAGUGACUCUUAGGUUUUAAUUUACCUACGAAUAAAGUAAUAUAUAAUUAUGGUGAUCCGUUGGAUUUCCGCCAAAUAGGUUGACUGAGGAUUAGAGUUAACUUGAAUUUAAUCGGUAUUGCUUGUCAAUAAGGGAUGUUUGGAAUGAUCGAUAAAGUUAAUCUUCUAUGAUAAAUCUGAUUAGUUUUGUUGAAAUUUGUAUUUUUUCUAUGUAGUCAAAAUAAAAUACAUAUUUUAUUUUAUAGCUUAAUAACUUUACCUUAUCUUUGAAUAAUUGAUUAAAAUUUAAAUUUCACAGACUGUGAAGCAAAGUUAACAGUUAGUUUUUGCUGUUAACAAUAAUCCUCCGUCUCCCUACUUAAGUGCCCUGGUGUUAUAAGCAGUGUACAUACGAUUGAAAGUAGAUUGUAAAAUAUUUGUAUAUACGUGUAUAUUUUUGGUACACUUUCCUACAGUGAAUUGGAAAGAUAGUUUUAAAGCAAUUCUAAAACGAGAGAUUCUAAAACGUGGAGGGAUUUUCACAAAAGCAUCCGCCGAUCUGUUUCCUUUCUUUCUGUUUCCCAUGGAAAGUGGACCAAUCGCGAGGCUGUUAGUGUUUUUUUCUCAUAGCUUGGAGUACUUAGGUGCUCCCUAUUUUGCGAAACAUCUCAUUGUUUAGAUGACUUAGUGAAAUGGCUUUCAGUGUCCAUUUUGAAUGAAAUCUCAGUUACUUUUUCGUUGGAGAAAGUAACUCAGAUUCGUAGUCAUAGCUGUUUUUAAUUGUUGCUUUUCGCCUGGAAGGCGUUAUUUUUUCACUUUGAGAUGUGUAUUUUUUGAAUGUGUAGAACUUCACUUCUUCUUUCUUGGGUGGUGCCUAAACAAUCAUGAUCUUAGCACGUCGACACGUGUUUGCCUAUCUUUAUUUGGGCCUUAUCGUUGACAAUUUCUUUCUCUUUUUUGAGCUUGGCUCCUUCAGCUAUUAUGAGACUACUGAAUCACUGGACUACUGAAUAUUUGCAAUUCUGUUAAGUAGCAUUAAUUUUAUCAUUAUAUGUUUAAGGAAAUAUAAUUUUUUUGUUCACUUGCAUUUUGUUUUUGUUAAUUUUAGGGUAACAAUUUUUGUUAUUUUUAAUCAAUUGAUAUUAAAUUUGUUUAAGUCACCUUCAUUAUUUGAAAUAAGCUCCUCAGUAGUUACAAAUGUACUUAAAAAUGUAAACUAUUUUUUUUUUAUUUAACCUUUCUAAAAGUCAAAUUACAAGUCAAUUUACCACAGGUUUUAAAAUCAAUUACCUCCAGUAAAUGUGUAGUAUAAUCUAGUUGUUCUAUGUUCAAUUACUCUGAGCAAUAUGAAUGUAUCCAACUUAGAGGAGCAAUAUCGCAAUAAAACUCCCAAAAAGUCCCAAUCAUUCAGUUACAAUGUUAUCCAUUUAUAUUGCAAGUUAUGUGUUGUUAUUGUUAGUGAUUAUUUUUAUGUUAAGUUGCUUCAUGAAGCAUUUCCCCCUCAGUGAUUCAGUGUCGGUUCCCAUAGCUUCUUCCUCCUCUCCCAAGAUAGCGUUCUGUGAUAACAGCCUAAAUAAGCACACUCUUCGUGCUACCCUGUAUCUUUCAAUUUUUGUAUAGUUUGUGUCAAUGAAAAGUUUUGUUUUAAUAUCGUACUGUAUAUUUUUACAAUGAAUUUGUUUUACUAUAGCCUAUUGUAUAGAGACUAUGUUAAGUACCAAAAUUUAAAUGGUUACCGACGAACAACUGUAUAGUGAUUUGAUCGUCACAAUAUUAAUAUUAUGUUAAAUAUUAUAUAUACCAAUAAUUAUAUGACAUUAAAGUA